CCCCGGCGCGCAGCCCCUGGCGGGGGAGGGCGCCGUCUGCAGGACCCUGGCAUCCGGUCCCCAGCCUCCGCCCUCCCCUGGGACCCGCGGCCUCCCGCCCACGGCUUUUCCCAGCCCUGCCCCUCGCCCUCCGCUCCAGCCGGAGCCCCAGCGUUCCCAGGAUCCUGAGCCCGCGCCCGGACGGCCGGGCUGCCAGCUCCCGCGACUGCAGGCUUCCCCCUCUUUGUCUCAGCCUUUCCAUCUUCUUCUCUGGGUUCCCUUUCCUGGUCCCCCUCUUUCUGUCACCGUGCCUGCGCCUCCCCCGCUACUUACUCCCAGGGGCCCCUCCCUGGGUUUAGACUGCGCUCCCGCCUCCCAGCCCCCGACUGAGCGCGGCGGCCGGGAGCCCAUGGGGUCCGGGUCUCCGAGCCGCGGGUCUCUCUGCAGGCCCGCCGCGCCGCCCAGCCAUGCCUGAGGGAGCCCGCGCCCCGAGCCGGCCCAAACCUAGCCCCAGCCCCGGGUGUGGCCGCAGAGGUGAAGUGUGUGACUGUGCGACCGAGUGUGACACUCGGACAGCAGCCCCUGCAGCCCCCGCCAUGGCCUCGCCCCGGGGUUCUGGGAGCUCCACCUCUCUGAGCACCGUGGGCUCUGAAGGGGACCCCGCCCCAGGGCCUCCCCCAGCCUGCUCAGCCUCCAGGCCAGAGCCCCUCCCGGGGCCCCCUAUCCGCCUGCAUCUGUCGCCUGUGGGGACCCCGGGUUCAGCAAAACCCUCGAGGCUGGAGCGAGUGGCCCGAGAGAUCGUGGAGACGGAGCGGGCCUAUGUCCGGGACCUGCGCAGCAUCGUGGAGGACUACCUCGGCCCUCUGCUGGAUGGCGGGGUCCUGGGGCUGAGCGUGGAGCAGGUGGGCACGCUGUUCGCCAACAUCGAGGACAUCUACGAGUUCAGCAGUGAGCUGCUGGAGGACUUGGAGGGCAGCAGCGGCGCGCGGGGCAUCGCCGAGUGCUUCGUGCAGAGGAGCGAGGAUUUUGACAUCUACACAUUGUACUGCAUGAACUACCCGAGCUCCCUGGCCCUCCUCCGGGAGCUAUCGCUGUCUCCGCCAGCAGCCCUGUGGCUGCAGGAGCGCCAAGCCCAGCUUCGCCACUCACUGCCGCUGCAGAGCUUCCUGCUGAAACCCGUUCAGCGCAUCCUCAAGUACCAUCUGCUGCUGCAGGAACUGGGGAAGCACUGGGCAGAGGGCACAGGCAGUGGGGGUCGCGAGACGGUGGAGGAAGCUAUUGUGUCCAUGACAGCGGUUGCCUGGUACAUCAAUGACAUGAAGCGCAAGCAGGAGCACGCCGCACGCCUCCAGGAAGUGCAGCGGCGGCUGGGUGGCUGGACGGGCCCCGAGCUCAGUGCUUUCGGGGAGCUGGUGCUGGAGGGCGCGUUCCGCGGUGGCGGAGGGGGCGGCCCCCGGCUGCGAGGGGGCGAGCGGCUGCUCUUCCUGUUCUCACGGAUGCUGCUCGUGGCCAAGCGCCGGGGGCCGGAAUACACCUACAAAGGACACAUCUUUUGCUGCAACCUCAGUGUCAGCGAGAAUCCGCGAGACCCUCUAGGGUUCAAGGUGUCUGACCUGACCAUUCCCAAGCACAGGCACCUGCUCCAGGCCAAGAACCAAGAAGAGAAGCGGCUGUGGAUUCACUGUCUGCAGCGCCUCUUCUUCGAGAACCACCCCGCCUCCAUCCCUGCCAAGGCAAAACAAGUUCUCCUUGAAAACAGCGUGCACUGUGCUCCAAAAAGUAAGCCUGUCCCAGAGCCCCUGACACCCCCGCUUGGAUCUCCCCGACCUCGAGAUGCUAGAAGUUUCACUCCUGGACGGAGGAACACAGCUCCGUCUCCUGGCCCCUCUGUGAGUCGCCGCGGCCGCAGGCAGUCUGAGCCGGUGAAGGACCCCGACGCCGUGUUCCCACAGAACGCCAAGCCAGGAUUCAAGCACGCUGGCAGCGAAGGGGAGCUCUACUCCCCGGCAGAAACUCAGCGGUCAGUUCCAGCGUCCGGACCCCCGGAGGAGCUGGAGGACGCCGGGCCCCCCACGCUGGACCCUUCUGGGACCUCAAUCACUGAGGAAAUCCUGGAAUUGCUCAACCAGAGAGGCCUUCGGGAUCCAGAGCCAUCCGCCCAUGACAUUCCCAAGUUCCUAGGAGACUCCCAGGUGCCGGGUGACAGUGAGACGCUCACAUUCCAAGCCCUGCCCAGCCGGGACUCUUCAGAAGAGGAAGAGGAGGAAGAGCUGGAGAUGGAUGAACGGGGGCCUUCCCCGCUCCACGUCCUAGAGGGGCUGGAAAGUUCAAGUGCAGCUGAAAUUCCCAGCAUUCCCUGCCUUACCAAAAUUCCUGACGUACCCAACCUCCCUGAAAUUCCUGGCCAUUCUGAAAUUCCCGAAGUUCCCCGCCUUCCUAGUCUCUCUGACAUAUCCAGUGUUUUUGAAAUGCCCUGCCUUCCAGCCAUACCUAGUGUCCCCGACAUUCCCAGUCUUUCCAGCUCUCCUGCCCUCCCCGGUGACGCCUGGCUCCAGGGACCUCUGCAGGAGCCAGCUGAGGUUCUAGCCUCCAGGAGAGAACUGUUUCCUGGAAGCAAUCCCAGAAAACUGGGAGAGCCCCCACUAGGAAGCAGGGCAGGGCAGGAGGAGGAUGAGGAAGGGGUGUCAUUCCCAGAUUUCCAGCCCCAGGACAGCAGCCGACAUCAGGGAUUCCCAGAGGAGCUGGAAUUCCGCUCUUGCUCAGAAAUCCGGAGCGCCUGGCAGGCACUGGAGCAGGGACAGCUGGCCCGGCCAGGCUUCCCAGAGCCACUGCUGAUCCUGGAGGAUUCGGAUCUGGGUGGAGACAGCAGGAGUGGGAAGGCAGGAGCCCCGAGUUCGGAGAGGGCAGCGUCCCGGGUGCGAGAGUUGGCCCGGCUCUACAGCGAGCGGAUCCAGCAGAUGCAGCGAGCGGAGACGCGGGCAUCAGCCAACGCCCCCCGCCGCCGGCCGCGGGUUCUCGCCCAACCCCAGCCAUCCCCCUGCCUGUCCCAGGAGCAGGCUGAGCCAGGGCCCCUGCCUGCCUUUGGACACGUGCUGGUGUGUGAGCUGGCCUUCCCGCUGACCUGUGCUCAGGAAUCUGUCCCCCUGGGCCCUGCUGCCCAGGUUCAGGCUGCCACACCUUUGUCCAAGCAGGGAGGCUGCCUGGAUGGCCAGGGUCUGAAUGUUUCAGAUUUGCCUGAGCAAGACCAACUGGGUAUCCGCGUUCCUGCUACCACCCCUUUGCCCGAGCACGGAGGCCUGCAGGAUACCCAGGCUGCAGACACCACCCCGUUGCCCAAGCAGGAAGGCCCCCCAGACAGCAAGGUUCCAGCUGUCACCACUUUGUCUGAUCAGGGCCACUUGGAAAUCCAAGUUCCAGCUACCACCGCUUUGCCUGAGUGUGGAAGCCACAUGGAUGUACAGGUUCCACCUACCGCCUUUUUGCCUGAGCCGGGACACCACGUGGACAGCCAAGUUCCAGCCACCGCAGCUUUGCCCGUGCAGAGUUGUUCUGAUGUCCUGGUUUCAGCCGCUGUACCAGUGCCCAAGCAGGAAGGCCACCUAGACAGUCCGAGCACAACCAGCAUCCCAGUAACUGAGCAAGGUUCCAGGGAUGUUGAGGACCCAGCCACCGUCUGCGGUGACGCCAUCAGCCCUCUACUAAUGGGUGGAAGCAGCCUGCACCCUCAGAUCCCAGCCCGCGCCCCACUGCCCUUGCCACGUGACCUCCCAGACAUUCAGGUUCACGGUACCUCACCAUCACCUGCACACGGAAGCCACCUCGACCAUCACAUCCCAGCCGACACCACACUGUCUUCGCCCCAAGACCUCCCAGACAUUCAGGCUCCAGCUGUCACACCUUUGACCCCACCACAAGGCCUCCCAGACACCCAGAGUCCAGCUGUUGCACCUCUGCUUCAGGAGCAAAGCCUCUCAGAUGUACAGGUCCAAAAACUCACACCCUUGCGGGAGCAGAAGAGCCUCACAAAUGUCCCCGUUCUGGCUGCCAUGCCUUUACCUGAGCAAGGAGGCUCUCUGGACACGCAGGGCCUGUGCCCCGGCCCAGUUCAGACCACUGUGGCUUUGUCCAAACCAGGAGGCCACUCAUUCUCCCAUGUCGCCAGGUCAGAGUCUUCAGACUUGACCCCGCCCCAGAGCCCCCCGCCCCCCAGCCGCCAGCUCCUCGGCCCCAACGCAGCUGCCCUCUCCAGAUACCUGGCGGCUUCGUAUAUCAGCCAGAGCCUGGCUCGGCGGCAGGGGCCUGGGGGAGAGGCCUCCCGGGGCCCCUGGUCCUCCUCUGCCCCCACGUCCCGGGCACCUUCGCCACCACCCCAACCCCAGCCCCCGCCACCCCCAGCCCGGCGGCUCAGCUACGCCACCACGGUCAGCAUCCAUGUGGGGGGCGGGGGGCGGCUGCGGCCAGCCAAGGCCCAGGUCAGGUUGAACCACCCUGCUCUCCUGGCCCCCACCCAGGAAUCCGUGGGCCUUCGCAGGGCACAGGGGGCUCCGGAUGCCCCUUUCCACACGUGAGUGGGGACACGAGACUUCCCAGAAAGCGAGGACGCAAGCCAGAUGCCACAGACCCUCAGAACUUCACUCAGAUGUCCCGACACUGAACACAGGUCUAAAAGUUGCCGCAGGUCCGGGUAUCUGCCUUGGUGAAUGGCCCUUUUUGCCUUGAUACAGCAGGGUGGGGAAGGGGAUGUCAUUAAUAUCUUAUUCAUUCAUAAAUGUGGAAUUACGAGUAUUUUCCAUUCUGGAGGUGGUGGCGGGAGAUGACAAGGAAUGGGAAGGUCUGACAAAGAACAAAUCAGUGGUUCUGGAAAUCUGGGAAUCUCAAACUCCUUUAAGAAUGAUUAGAAAGUGGACCCACUACAAGUUGUACAAUUGGGUAUAUGGUUUCA
Messenger RNA from Microcebus murinus (gray mouse lemur), 4921 nucleotides. The record is from RefSeq and is a predicted model, not a curated record. Lineage: Eukaryota; Metazoa; Chordata; Mammalia; Primates; Cheirogaleidae.